This is a messenger RNA of Macrosteles quadrilineatus (aster leafhopper), 1445 nucleotides long. RefSeq lists its product as uncharacterized. The coding region runs from base 1 to 1401 and encodes 466 amino acids. NCBI's taxonomy places the organism in Eukaryota, Metazoa, Arthropoda, Insecta, Hemiptera, Cicadellidae. The record is from RefSeq and is a predicted model, not a curated record. The transcript has 3 exons.
AUGUUGGCCCUAGUGGUUGCCUUAUCUGCAGUUAGUUGUUUAAGCCAUUCAAUUUCAAAGAGGGAAAUACUGAUCAACAAACAAGUCGAUGAACUAAUAGAUGACUUCAAUUCGCUCGUCGAAUCAGGCGGGGUCCAAAGUCUUCCUAUCAGAAACUUUUUCAAAACAUUCGAGAAGAAGGUUGGAUUCGUCAAGCUCAAAGGUACUUUUGAGGUGAGCAAUGGAAACGUGCAGGAUUUGUCAACGAUCCAGAGGACAGGGGAUGCUACAGUGUCAGCGACCCCUACUACAGUCACUGUGACCCUUCACCUAGGUCUGCGAAACCUCCAGGUACACUACGAGAACUACAAGGCCACCCUGGAGAAGAUCAGCGUGUCUGGAGACGUGACCUUGGAUGUGGCGAAGAACUCUGUCUUCAUCCAGAUGACCUUCACCUUCGAGGACGAAGAAUCCUGCAGUUCUGUUGUUGACCAUGCUUACAUAGAGGAGUUGGAUGGAUUCACAGUGUCCGUAUCAAACCUUGGUGUACUUGGUUGGACGUACGAGAAGAUUGUGGAGUGGGUCAUAAUGAUGUUCCGAGACGACUUGACCGAGCAAAUUCAAACUAGUUUGGCAAACAGGUUCAUCAGAAAACCGAAGAAUUCUUCAAGUAUAUGUGAAUUGGUAAGGUACAUUUUACUGCAAGAUUCUUCGUCCUCGAAGGUGAAGGUCAUCUGGACGAAGACUGAGUUCUUUGCCACAUCCAAGUUCAUGUCUCCAGACACGCUGAUCUUGUUAAAGGUGGCCUUAAUCAAGAGGGACACUCAAGACGACUCUUAUUGGAACGACGUCGUCGGAGACCUCGUAAGAGGAGUCGCGUCAGAACUCCUAGAGAAAGAAGGAAGCUAUAUAGAUGUCGACGACUUCACAGAGACUUUCGGAGGAAGUUUACUUAACGGGAAAAUCAAAGCUACUGGAGGAUCCAUCGGGAACUUUUCCACCUUGAGGUUCGUAAACUUGACCGUCUCAACAACCUCGGACACUCUCACGGUGUUUGUGCAAGUGACGCUGGACCAGCUGGAGGUGGCCUACAGCAACUUCGACGCGUCAGUCAGAAUACUGUCAGUCAGCGGAGGGUUCAGAGCGUCAGUCGCCAGCAACUUGCUGACUGCCCAGGUAACCUUGACCUUGGACGACGACGACUGUGCUGCGUCAGUGGAUGUCCUGGAGGUGACGGAGUUUGAGGGUAUCGACCUGGCCAUCACCGGGAUUGACUUGGUCAAUGAGAAGUUCGUCAACAAGCUGGCCAACAUGGUGGUGAACAAGUUCACCCCGGAGUUGAAGCCUAUGAUUGAACGUGAGUUGAAGGCGAGGGUGGCCCCUUAUAUGUCCAUGGCUUGUUCGUACUUAGAUUACGAUUAAGUAGGAUUACGUACAAUGGUUAAUGUCUCAUUAGCUUUAUUAAU